CAGGAGCAGAGGAAACGAGUCAGCCAGGUCUAAAUGACGAUAAAACCACCACCGGUGCCUUUUCUUCUUUGACUCUACGAUCUGUUAAAGAUGUCCAGGUUUCAGGAGCUUAAAGCUUCGUUCAAACGGCGGCUGCUGACUUCGGUUCGUAAAGAUCUGUUCGGACAUUUGGAGAGAAAAAUAUCCGAAUAUAAGAAGGAGAUCGACCGCAACAGAAAACUGAUGGAUCUGGUUCCAAACUGUGACUCAAGGCGGCGAGGAUCAGUGUGUCCUGCAGACGUCCAGCAGGUGUUGGAGACUAAAGAAGUUUCCCCUGAGCAGCAGGAGUGGAGCUCCAGACUGAUCCAGCAGGACCCAGAGCCCCCCCACAUUAAAGAAGAACAGGAGGAAUUUGCUCUUUUUCAGAGACCAGUAGAGGGCUGUGGAGGAUCAGAAAUAGACAGGAAGCUGGAUCCAGACUGGCAUCCACACCCACAGAGUAAAGACAGUGAAAGCGACUCAGAGUAUCCUACCAAAAAAUCAUCAGGCUACUCUGUGACUAGUAAAACUUUUACAGUGCAGGGAAAUUUAAAUGAAGACAUGAGCGCUCCUACAAGAGAAAAACUUAUUAGUUGCACUUUGUGUGGUAAAUGUUUUACUACAAAAUCUGGUCUGCACUACCAUUUGAGAACGCAUGCAGGAGAGAAACCGUUUAGCUGCUCAGUUUGUGGCAAAAAAUUUGCACAUAAAACAACUUUGACAACUCACAUGUUGACCCACACAGGAGAGAAACCAUUUAGCUGCUCAGUUUGUGAGAAAAAAUGUAGACAACAAUCAACUUUAACAACCCACAUGUUAACCCACACAGGAGAGAAACCAUUUAGCUGCUCAGUUUGUGGUAAUAAAUUUAGACAAAAAGGAAAUCUAAAAGCCCACAUGUUAAUCCAUGCAGGGGAGAAACCAUUUAGCUGUUCAGUUUGUGGUAAAAGAAUUGGCUGUAAAAAUAAUCUAAAGCGACACAUGCUAACCCACACAGGAGAGAAACCGUUUAAUUGCUCAGUGUGUGGCAUAAAAUUUUCACAUAAAUCAACUCUAACAAACCACAUGUUUACCCACACUGGGGAGAAACCAUUCAGUUGCUCAGUUUGUGGUAAAAAAUUUAGACAAAAAUCAAGUCUUACAUAUCACACAUUAACCCACACGGGAGAGAAACCAUUUAGCUGCUCAGUUUGUGGUGAGAAAUAUGCAGAUAAAUCAAAUCUAACUAGACACAUCUUAACACACACAGGCGAGAAACCGUUUAGUUGCUCAGUUUGUGGUAAAACGUUUACACAAAAGUCAAGUCUAGUAAAACACAUGUUAACCCACAGGGGAGAGACAACUUAGCUGUUCUGACUGAGGUAAAAUAACCAGAAGCAACAAGAACUGGACAAGAUGCAUAGCAGUUCACACAGGAGAAACCAUAUAGCUGCUCAGUUUGUCGCAGAAGAAGAGCAGAUAAAUUGUUCAAUUAUAUUCUGAAUUACUUUUGUCCGUAGGGUGUCAGGAAACACUGAAUAUCCCUGUUGCACCUUCCCAGUGCUGAAAUCCUAAAACAAUUUGUUUUGGUCGGCCAACAGAUAUUCAGUUUGGAGAAAAAAAUAAAAUAGUAAAUCCUCACAUUUGAGAAGCUGAAACCUGUAAAUAUUUGGCAUUUUUUCUUGAAAGAUUAUUGAAUUAUUAUCAAGAUGGCUGCAGAUUCAUUUUCUGUCGAUUGACUAAUUAAUUAUCAAGUAAUUGUUGCAGCUCCUCUGUUCAGCUGCUGUUUGAACUUGAAGCAACUAGAAAACUUACUUUUAGCAGAUUAAAGUGAUUUUUUUUUCUAAAUCACAUUUAAGAAAUUAAAAAGCAUUUUUUUUUGUUGAUUUAUGUUUUGGCCUUUGCAGUAAUUAAGACAGAAUUAUCCUUUAUCUCAGACUUUCACUCGAAAAACGUUUAAUGAAUAAAAUGAUUGCGACUUUAUGUUGUACUGUAUGUAAAUGAGGCUGAACUGUGUCACUGACAAACACUUUAUUUAUUUCCUAAUUUAUUUUUCUCUUAGAAAUCAUCUUUAAAGAGUUCUGAUGUAACUGGAGACCGAGGUGCCUGUGAAAUGUCAUCAGUUCUUUUUUAUGGAGGAAUUUUUUUAUGCUUUAGUCAA
Molecule: messenger RNA, 2158 nt
Organism: Lates calcarifer (barramundi perch)
Lineage: Eukaryota; Metazoa; Chordata; Actinopteri; Centropomidae
Product: oocyte zinc finger protein XlCOF6.1-like
Exons: 3
Coding region: 91-1365 (424 amino acids)
Source: RefSeq, a predicted model, not a curated record